AUGGCGAACAAGAGCAAGACAGACAAGGCUGUCACUGCAGUUGCUGAAGAGCCUCAUGGCUACGAGUUCUUGGGACCUCCUGGGGCCUUCAUAAUCUCGUUUGGUUUGCCAGUCCUGGUCUAUGUCUUCACCUUUCUCUGCAAUGACAUUUCAGGAUGUCCUGCGCCAUCCCUCCUCCACCCCGCCAGCUUGGACUUGGACCAACUGAAGAAGGAGGUUGGAUGGACGGGUUUCUCCGGCCUGAUCAAUGUCAACGCUUUCCUUGGCACGUUGGCCUACUACCUCCUCAGUCUUGCCCUCUACCGCCUCCUUCCUGCCGAGGAAGCAUAUGGCACGGAGCUGGCAUCUGGCGGACGGCUCAAGUACCGCUUUAAUGCCUGGAAUUCCGCUCUCUUCAUCAUGACUCUUCUCGGAGCCGGCACAAUCUCUCACGGUGCUGAGUUCCCUGUCUGGGCUUUCAUCUCGAACAACUACGUGGGCAUCCUCACCUCCAACAUCCUCAUCUCCUACUUCCUGGCCACCUACUGCUAUGUCGCCUCCUUUGGUGUCAAGCAUCCCAAAGACCCCUCCAUGCGUGAGCUUGCUGCCGGUGGCCAUACUGGUAACAUGCUGUACGACUGGUUCAUCGGCCGCGAACUCAACCCCCGUGUGACUCUACCCAUUUUCGGCGAAAUUGACAUCAAAGCAUGGUGUGAGCUUCGCCCUGGCAUGCUCGGUUGGAUCAUCUUGGAUCUCGCUUUCAUCAUGCAGCAAUACCGCAACUUCGGACGCGUCACCGACUCCAUCAUUCUCGUCACCAUCGCACAGACAGUCUAUACUUUCGACGCCCUCUACAUGGAACCCGCCAUCCUCACCACAAUCGAUAUCAUCGCCGACGGUUUCGGUAUGAUGUUGUCGUUCGGCGACCUCGUCUGGGUACCCUUCACAUACAGCAUACAGGCCCGUUAUUUGAGCGUCUACCCCGUUGAUCUUGGUUUCAAUGGUAUUGCUGCUGUUCUCGCAGUCCAGGGAAUUGGAUACUACAUCUUCCGCGCCGUCAAUAAUGAGAAGAACCGCUUCCGCACCAACCCCAACGAUGAGCGCGUCAAGCACUUGAAAUACAUUGAGACCGCAGCAGGCUCCAAGCUUCUCAUCUCCGGAUGGUGGGGGACUGCCCGUCAUAUCAACUAUUUGGGUGACUGGGUCAUGAGUUGGUCGUACGUGCUUCCCACCGCAAUAUCAGGCUACGUCAUCAAGAACGUUGCCACUGCGCCUAUUUCAGCCGCGCAAAACGAUGCAUAUUUCUUCAAGGGUAACUACGGCAGGUACGUUGUGCCCGGUGAGGCAAAGGGCUGGGGUAUGAUUUUCACGUACUUUUUCAUGGUGUAUUUUGCUGUAUUGCUUGUGCAUCGCGAGCGCAGGGAUGAGGAGAAGUGCAGGCGGAAAUAUGGAAAGGAUUGGGAUCGGUAUGUCGAGUUGGUGCCAUGGAGGAUUAUCCCGGGGAUUUACUAG
This is a messenger RNA of Plenodomus lingam JN3, 1491 nucleotides long. RefSeq names its product Delta(14)-sterol reductase. Gene Ontology annotation, biological process: ergosterol biosynthetic process. Gene Ontology annotation, cellular component: endoplasmic reticulum membrane. Lineage: Eukaryota; Fungi; Ascomycota; Dothideomycetes; Pleosporales; Leptosphaeriaceae. The record is from RefSeq and is a predicted model, not a curated record. Gene Ontology annotation, molecular function: Delta14-sterol reductase activity.